ACUCCAUCAGCAAGAAGAACCGGGCAGUUACGAUCCGCGCCCCCCACUCCGCCCGCCCCACGAAAAACCCGGGCCCACCGCGCCCCCUGCCGCGCCGCCGGUCGCAUUGCAGCUUCCGGACCUCCUGCGUUUCUCAUCAGCAACUUCCGUUUCCGAAGGUCCCGGCUCCGUGGCUUGCCGAGGUCCUCGCCACGGAAAGGUGGCCGCGCCAAACGCCUGAGCCCUGCGAAGGCCUGGGACCAGGACUGCUGCCUCCUCUAGGUGGGCGGCUGCGACAGGGGCGCUGAGAGGAUGCCCGAUGCCGGCGGGACGUCGUCCCAAAAGCGGAGUCGGGGGCGGAGCGCCCGCUGGCAGCCCGUCAGGCAGGCAGGCGUCAGGCCGGCCCGCGGGCGGAAGAACGGGGCGGGCGUCCGGAGCGGAGUCGUCUAGGAAGCCGCGGUCCCGGGUCAGCCGGCGGGGAGGAGCUGCUGAGACCCAGCCAGACCGCAGGGACGCGGACCCGGACGCCGGCGAGAUGCCACUGUUCACCGCCAACCCCUUCGAGCAGGACGUGGAAAAAGCCACGAAUGAGUACAACACCACAGAAGAUUGGAGUCUUAUUAUGGACAUAUGUGACAAAGUUGGAAGCACUCCUAAUGGAGCAAAAGAUUGCCUGAAAGCCAUAAUGAAAAGAGUAAAUCAUAAGGUUCCUCACGUUGCUCUGCAGGCGUUAACUCUUCUUGGGGCUUGUGUGGCAAACUGUGGAAAGAUAUUUCACCUAGAAGUAUGUUCCCGUGAUUUUGCAACAGAAGUACGUGCUGUGAUAAAAAAUAAGGCUCACCCAAAAGUAUGUGAAAAACUGAAAUCUUUGAUGGUAGAGUGGUCAGAAGAAUUUCAAAAGGACCCUCAGUUUAGUCUUAUAUCUGCAACUAUUAAAUCUAUGAAAGAAGAAGGAAUUACUUUUCCUUUAGCAGGAUCACAGACUUCCUCAGCUGCUGCCAAGAAUGGUACGUCAUCAGACAAAACCAGAGAAGAUGAAGACAUAGCUAAAGCUAUUGAAUUAUCAUUGCAAGAACAGAAGCAGCAACACACAGAGACAAAAUCCUUGUAUCCAGCUGCAGAAAUUCAGUUAAAUAAUAAGGUUGCACGGAAAGUGAGAGCCUUAUAUGAUUUUGAAGCCGUUGAGGACAAUGAACUCACCUUUAAACAUGGUGAAAUCAUUAUUGUUUUGGAUGACAGUGAUGCCAAUUGGUGGAGAGGAGAAAAUCACAGAGGAAUAGGACUCUUUCCAUCUAAUUUUGUCACAUCUAAUUUAAACAUAGAAUCUGAGGCAGCAGCUGUGGACAAAUUGAAUGUAAUUGAUGAUGAUGUGGAGGAAAUUAAGAAAUCAGAGCCUGAGCCUGUUUAUAUAGAUGAGGAUAAGAUGGAUAGAGCACUGCGGGUACUCCAGAGUAUAGAUCCGACAGACUCAAGACCUGACUCCCAAGACCUCUUGGACUUAGAAGAUACCUGCCAGCAGAUGGGUCCAAUGAUAGAUGAAAAACUUGAAGAAAUUGAUAGGAAACAUUCCGAGUUGUCUGAAUUGAAUGUGAAAGUGUUGGAAGCUCUGGAACUGUAUAACAGAUUGGUGAAUGAAGCACCACUGUAUUCAGUCUACUCAAAGCUCCAUCCUCCAGCACAUUACCCACCUACGUCAGCUGCAGUCCCAAUGCAGGCAUAUCCGGUUCAGCCACAUGGAGGAAACUACAUGGAUCAGAGCAUUCACCAGGUGACUGCUGCCCACAGCUACAGCCUAGGACCAGAUCAGAUCAGUUCCUUGCGAUCUCUGCCUCCAAAUGUGAAUUCCUCAGUAGCAACACAAACUGCUCAAACUCCGUAUUUAAGCACUGGACAAGACACUGCUUCCAAUCCUACCUAUAUGAACCAGAACUCUAACCUUCAAUCAGCUCCUGGCUCAGCUGCGUACACCCAGCAAGUGGGGAUGUCUGUGGAUAUGUCAUCCUACCAGAACGCUACCUCCAGCUUGCCACAGCUGGCGGCCUUUCCUGUGGCGGCCCCAGCUCAUUCAGUUGCACAGCAGCAAACAAAUUACCAUCAGCAGCCUCUCCUUUAGAAACAAACCAAGCAUUUUCACAAAGCCUUCAUAAGUGUGUAACUCAUAACCUUUGUGAUUCUGACCUGAAAACACUGAAAGAAAACUUCCUCUCAACUUAGAAAGACCAUGAGUAAAUAAAGCACAAGGCUUAUCUUCAUUACAAGGCCAUAAAAGAUUUUUUUCAGUCCAGUUUGUUUGAAGUCGAUCUUUUUUUAAGUCAGUCGUUUGACCAGAGGCAGGUUAAAGAUUCUUCCAGUUAGUUUUGUCUUACUUUCAAAUCUUCACAUAAGUCUGGUUACCCAAUAGGUAGCUUUGUGACACUAAACAGUAUGAGAGGAGUGUAGCCAUAUUUUAAGAAACCACCGUUUCUCCCUAAAAUGUCAUUAUAAGGGCAUUGAAGGCCUUUAAAUAUUUUUUGUCUGCAUAUUUGUUUCACUUACUAUGAUUUUAAAAGAUGAACAUCUUUUUGUGUAAUAGUUUAGCUUGCCAACAUAGUUCCUUUUGGCUCCUUAAAUUGCAGUUGUGUUUGUGGUACUGUCAGUUUUGUUCUCAUUGCUGUGUUGAGUAAUAAUUAGCAUAUAAUUGUCUACAGAAGCAAGAGCUAUUUGGAAGGAACAAAAAUGUUUUCUGUAAAUGCAGAUGCGGGAUCCAGCACUUAGCCAGCCCCCAGUUAUGCUGAUGGUGGCUAAGGAAUGCCCCUCCCCACGUUUCCGGUAGCUGGGGGAACGCAUUUCCUUCUCUACAAGCAUCCCUGGUAUUUAGAGUUGCUACUGAUGACCUCUUCAGGUGACUCUGGCUGUUCUCUAAUGACGAUGUGGUCCAUUUGUUUUCCUUCCUGCAGUGUGGUGUGCACAGAUGCUGCCUUUCCUCCGGGAUUAUAUGUGACUUUGAGCCACGAAACGUUCCUAAUAAUUUGGUGUGAUAUAUACCACGCAUGAUGAGUGUGAUUAUAUUGACUUGUUAUUUCUUUAAAGAAGCAAAUCAAGUAACAUUGCUAAUCUGCCAACAUUCCAAGCUAUUGAAAAAAUUGUCCAAUCCUUUCAGAAGUAAUUCUGAGCUUCUGGAGUAGUAGCAGGUGAUGGAUUGCUAGAAGGCGGUGGAGUGAGGCAGUUUUUUGAAGCUCACGCUUUAAAUUCAUUCAUAGUACGAAUAGAUUCCACAUACUGUAGGAGUUAGUGAUAAUGCGUAGAGAUUGUUUUCUCUCAUUAAAAAAAAAAAAAGAUUCAUUUUAUUUAUUUGAAAAGCAGAGAGUUUCAGAGAGAAUGACAGAGCGAUCUUCCAUUUGCUGGUUCAUUCUCCAAACGACUGCAAGAGCCAGAGCUGGGCCAUGCUGAAGCCAGGAGCCAGGAAUUCCAUGCAGGUUUUCCAAAUGGUACUUUGGGCCAUCUUCCGUUGCCUUCCCAGGUACAUUAGCAGGGAGCUAGAUCUGAAGUGGGGUAGCCAUUGCCCAUAAGGAAUGCCAUCAUUGCAGGUGGUAUUGUAACUGCUGUGCCAUGACACUGGCCCUGUUCUCUCUCAAAAAUUUGCACAUCACUUCAUCAUCUACCAACUUUUCAUAUGACACAAGUCAGGAAAUGCAAACAUGUUUAUGGAUACAUGAUAUUUAGAGAAUGGACAUUAAGUUUAGUUUUGGAAAAUUGCAACUUCUCUUGGAAGCAAAAUUUCUAUAUUUUGUUUUUUUAAGAAAGUACUUAAUGUUUCUACUAAGAAUACAUUUGAAGGCAGUUCUGGAAGCUUUGUUGUUCAUGUGUUUAUAGCAGUUUGAUUGAAAAUACACUCCUUUUUCAGAGAAACUUUACCAUUGAAUAGAAUACUAAGUGUAAUACUUGGUCCAUGUUUAAAGGGAAAACCAUGUGUUAUUUGAAAACCUAAUUUCUGUCAUCGUGUUAUUUUAGAUACUAGUAACUGAAAGGAAGCUUCAGCCUUUAGUGUCUCAUGUUGUGUUUUUCAACCAGUGUUUUCCUUUCAGGUGAAUUCAGUUACACAGUUAACAAAACUUUUUAAAUGGCACCUUACUUUUUUGGAAGAAAAAAAUCUUCUUUUUAAACAUAUAUAUAAAUAUAAAACACCCAAAGCUGCUCUUGAUAAUAGUUAAUGUUUGCCUAAAUGGAAAAUUGUAUAUCUUUUCUCCCAAGCUAUAUUUAAUAAAGUUAUUUUAAUGUUUACUGUAAAUAUUUAAUGUAUAAUUGUGGUCUGAAUUGUGAAAGUUUAAUUCAUUAUAAAUCUUUGAGUCAGAAUAAUAAAUACUGCAUACCCACUAAAUUGGGAUCAGUGUCAAUUAAGUUCAACUAACCUAACUUUUGGAAUAAUAAAACAUGACAUUUAUAUAAAUAAUGUAUAUUGGCAUUUAUUUGUGAGGUUUUGUAUAUGCAAAGAUUUUUCUUCCUCUUAAAAAUAAUUUUGUUUUUGCCAUAUGUAAGGAAUUUUGUGUUUCACAUUGUUGAUAGUAUGAAAAAUACUCUGUAUUGAUCUGAUACUUUAUUGAUCUCGAUAAGAAGUGCAAGAUUAUUUUUUAUUCCUUGCCAUGAUCUUUUGGGUUGUAUUUAAGACCCAUUUAUAAUUAGUGUUUUCUGCCAAAGGAAUUGUCUUAACUUUAGAUUUCUAUAUAUUGGGUUCAUAUUUACUGUUUUAUAUCAAAAAUUAAAAAAUAGUUUCUCUUUUUUCACUUAUAAUCUUGGUACAUGGAAAGAAUGCCUGGGUGUUAAAAUAUAACAUAUAUAUUUUAACAAAUAUAUAAGAACAUUUAUUCUUACAGCUUGAAAAACAUGCAGACAACCAACAUUGUCUUAAAAAUUUGGUAAUUUGUUUAUAAAAUUACUGGAACAGUAAGUACAGUAUUUAUCAUUUAGGAUUUGAAAUUAUUUGCAUCUUAAGAUAUUUGAAGUAGUUGAUAUUGGACCAUAUAACAAAUUUUACAUUUUGAAGAUUAUUAUAAAGUUUCACCUUCCAAAUUUAGAAAAUUGACUGUAAAUGUUUAAAAAAGUGACUUAGAGAUUUUUAAGAGAAUUUUUCUUGGUAAAACCUAGAAAUUUCAAGGUUCCUGAUUUCUAGGAGAGGUUUUAUGAUUUGUCAUUGACAUUGAGAAAGCCCGAAGUUAUUUCUGUAGAUAAUAAAUUAUAAAUAAAAAAGUA
Messenger RNA from Oryctolagus cuniculus (rabbit), 5205 nucleotides. RefSeq names its product signal transducing adaptor molecule 2 (gene STAM2). NCBI's taxonomy places the organism in Eukaryota, Metazoa, Chordata, Mammalia, Lagomorpha, Leporidae. The record is from RefSeq and is a predicted model, not a curated record. Gene Ontology annotation, biological process: signal transduction. Gene Ontology annotation, molecular function: phosphatidylinositol binding; ubiquitin binding. Gene Ontology annotation, cellular component: endocytic vesicle.